AUGGACGAAAAAGCCGCCGCCGCAGCAUCAGACCGCAUCUCCCCGGUCUCCUCCCAAACCACCACCGUGACCACCAACCAUCUCGAAGCCCUCGAUAAGCUCGAAAUCCUCCCUCAAAUCCUCCAAGAAGGCAUCCUCUUCGCCGGCUCUGGCGCCGCUCUCCUCCUCCAAGCGGCCUACCCUAACAUCAAAUCCGCCUUCGAGGAGGCCAACAAAACCAAGACCGAAAGUAUCACUCCAGCCAACACCAGCACCGACAGCAACCUCGCCAACGACCUCAGCAACACCCUCCAAACUGCUCUCAGCUACAUUGCCUGCCUUGUCUUCGGCACCAAAGAAGAGAAGAAACUCCUUCUCGACCUCCUUCAAAAAGACAACGCCCCUCUCCCCACCAAACUUCCCUGCGACCCCUACAUCCAGCUCUGGCUCACAGCCACCCUCUACGCAACCGCUACCGACUUCUACCAGCGCAUCUACGGCCGCGUUGAUUACCGCACCGCCGAGAAAGCCUAUAUCGAGUUUACUACGAUCUUGUCCUGUCUCAACAUCGCCAAGGACGUCUGGCCGCCCACUCGCCAGGCGUUCUGGACGUACUGGGAUGACCAGAUCGAGCGGUUGAAUGUCAGCGGGGAUGCGCAUCUCUUUGCAAAGGAUCUUCUGAGUCGGACGGAUUUCCCUCGCUGGGUUACGACCGUGAAGCCUCUGCUGAGGGUCAUUACGAUUGAGAUGCUCCCGCCUCGGAUUCGCGAGGCGUAUGGGCUCAAGUCGUCGGUCAAGACGAGGGGGUUGUAUCGCGGGACAAUGGGGUUCUCGGUCGCGGUGUAUCCGGCGCUGCCUGCUUCGAUAAGAGGAUAUCCGUUGAGGUAUUAUUUGGGGGAGUUGAAGGCGAAGUUAAACGCUUAG
Aspergillus luchuensis is the source of this 903-nucleotide messenger RNA. Its product is annotated as oxygenase MpaB family protein. NCBI's taxonomy places the organism in Eukaryota, Fungi, Ascomycota, Eurotiomycetes, Eurotiales, Aspergillaceae. The coding region runs from base 1 to 903 and encodes 300 amino acids. The transcript has a single exon. Gene Ontology annotation, molecular function: oxidoreductase activity. The record is from RefSeq and is a predicted model, not a curated record.